AAAGACACAGCGCGGGUAUUUUUAUCACUUGUCCCCAGAAAUGUUAGUUUAUCAUUUCUGGGAAGAACGGUUGAAUUUACUGGAGGCCUGCAGCCCACUGUCAAUGCUAUCUGUAAUUGUGCUGAAUGGGUUGGAAAUUACGAAGUGGGCCUUGAAUUUGUAUUUUAUUUCUAAAUGGGAAAGACAAAGACCAUGACAUUGAAUUAGUUACAUCUCUGCGUCUCAUUGGAACUUAUUGACCACAUCAUUGCUGUGAACAGGUGUACAAAUCCAUUUUUAGGGAGAAGGCAGAAGAUUACAGAGGCGUGAAAGAUGAGGGCUCUGGUGCUGGUUCUGGGUCUGGUUUGUUUUGUGACAAGGCCCGAUUCUACCGAGGCCCAGUUUCCUCGAGUCUGCAGCACGGUGGAGGGGAUCGUCUCAAAGCAGUGCUGCCCUGCUCUCGGCUCUGAUCCUGCUAAUGUGUGUGGAACUUUAUCUGGACGAGGAAACUGCUCCGACAUCAGAGUCAGUACCAAACCCUGGGGCGGACCAUAUCGAAUGAGAAACCGAGACGACCGUGAAAGGUGGCCAACAAAAUUUUUUAAUCAAACUUGCAGGUGCUUCGGUAACUUUGGUGGCUUCGACUGUGGCCAGUGUAAGUUUGGCUGGGCAGGACCAAACUGUGACGUACGUAAAGUCCCGGUGGUGAGGAAGAACAUCCACUCUCUGACUCCAGCUGAGCUUCAGGAGUUUCUGGAUGUGUUGGACCGGGCCAAGAACACCACCCACCCAGACUAUGUCAUCGCCACACAGCACUGGCUGGGCCUGCUGGGGCCCAAUGGAACCCAGCCCCAGUUCUCCAAUAUUUCCAUCUAUGACUUCUUUACAUGGCAGCAUUACUACUCUGUCAGAGAAACGCUGCUUGGACCUGGACGUCUUUUCAAACAGAUUGAUUUCUCCCACAAAGGACCUGCCUUUAUAACCUGGCACAGGUACCACCUACUCAGUCUGGAGAGAGACCUGCAGAGACUGACUGGCAAUGAGAACUUUGCUGUUCCAUACUGGAACUUUGCCACAGGGCAGACUGAGUGUGACGUCUGCACAGACUCUCUCCUGGGGGGGCGCAACCCAGACAACCCCUCCCUCAUCAGUAACCAGUCCAGGUUCUCCAAUUGGGGAGUGGUGUGUAACAGCAUGGAUGAAUAUAACCGCCUGGUCACUUUGUGUAAUGGGACCAGUGAGGGACAUAUAAGGAGAGGACAGGUAGGGAGGAGCAACAUGAGUCUUCCCACAAUGAAUGACGUCAGGAGCUGUCUUAGACUCAGAGACUUUGACAGUUCUCCCUACUACACUAACUCUACCUUCAGCUUCAGGAAUUCUCUUGAAGGCUAUGACAAGCCAGAUGGCGAGGCAGAGCUUGACUCCUCAGUGGACAAUCUGCACAACCUGGUCCACUCCUUCCUCAAUGGAACCAGUGCUCUGUCUCACUCUGCAGCCAAUGACCCCAUCUUUCUAGUUCUCCAUGCUUUCACUGAUGCCAUUUUUGAUGAGUGGAUGAGGAAGUCUGUUCCCCCAAACUCCAGUUUCCCCGAUGAGAUGGCCCCCAUUGGUCACAACAGAGAUUACAACAUGGUGCCAUUCUUCCCUCCUGUGACCAAUGAAGAGAUUUACGUUGCGUCUGACCAGCUGGGAUAUUCUUAUGCCAUCGCACUGGAUGAGAAUGACGGUAAUCCUGUAUUUGUCGUGAGAGCUACUUUGACAGGCGUUUUCGUGGGCCUACUGGCUGUGCUCAUGGUAGUCGUGGUUUAUAUGCUGCACAGGCGAAGAAAGCAUGGCUUUGAACCCUUAAUACAAUACAAUAGGAAGUACAUAGACAACUCUUGAACUUUUCUUGAGCUAAAGCCUAACAGUAACUGAACGAAAGCCUACGGUUUAUCUGAUUAAGCUUGUAUGCUAUGUUCAUAUUAACGUAAUACACAGUCAUGGGAUCAAUUGAAACAUACUGUAAACUCAAGAUAAGUACUUAUUUCAUCAAUGUAAAAUCCUGAGGGUAGAAUGUUUGAGACCUGUAAUAUUUAUAUUCAGCCAAUCAGAACAACACAAGGAAUGAACCCAUACAAAAUAAUGAACACUUACUGAAUAUUUAUUCAUUUAUUGAGAGCCCAUUUUCAGUUCCUGUUCUGUAAAUGUUUGAUUCUAUGGUCUUGGACAAAAAUGUAGUUUACGAGAAUAAAUAUUUGUACACCCUU
Molecule: messenger RNA, 2228 nt
Organism: Oncorhynchus gorbuscha (pink salmon)
Lineage: Eukaryota; Metazoa; Chordata; Actinopteri; Salmoniformes; Salmonidae
Product: L-dopachrome tautomerase-like
Exons: 8
Coding region: 313-1863 (516 amino acids)
Biological process (GO): ventricular zone neuroblast division; developmental pigmentation; positive regulation of neuroblast proliferation
Cellular component (GO): melanosome
Molecular function (GO): dopachrome isomerase activity; oxidoreductase activity
Source: RefSeq, a predicted model, not a curated record